Messenger RNA from Cynoglossus semilaevis (tongue sole), 3142 nucleotides. RefSeq names its product nuclear RNA export factor 1a (gene nxf1a). NCBI's taxonomy places the organism in Eukaryota, Metazoa, Chordata, Actinopteri, Pleuronectiformes, Cynoglossidae. The coding region runs from base 464 to 2476 and encodes 670 amino acids. The transcript is spliced from 22 exons. The record is from RefSeq and is a predicted model, not a curated record. Gene Ontology annotation, cellular component: cytoplasm; nucleus. Gene Ontology annotation, molecular function: protein binding; RNA binding. Gene Ontology annotation, biological process: poly(A)+ mRNA export from nucleus.
UUGUGGUGAGGCAAACUUACUACAUCGGACUUCUCUCAAAUACAUUUUCCUCAUGAGCACAUUCGGGGGAGAAGAGUUUGGUUGUUGUCGAAUGUUAUCAUCUCCGGAACGACACUUUUCACUCCCUUUGGUUGAAAACAAAUCUCCAGGGGGCGCCAUUGUGCUUUAUUAUUAGUGAACGGGACUAGUUAUAGAACCUAACUGACCGACAAACAGGUGUUCCAGCUACACGUUUAUCAUAACCACAUUACCGCUUUAAAAAGUUCUUCUUUUAAGUAAUUAUUUCGAUUUUGAGUUUUACCGUAUAUGCCUUCGAGAUCAUGGUAGCUUUUGGUUAAAGGUGAAACAACUUUCCUUGGCUUUUCACCUGGCUGAGGUAAGCCGUUAAAUAUAGUUUAAUAUUUCGGUGAUUCCAAACUCAACGACUUUAACCAUCGGGCCAGUGGGGAGGCCUAAUUGCCAAAUGGAUCGAGAAACAUCGUUUAAAAGAAAUUACGCUAAUCUGGUGGUGACACGUGUGGUGAAUGAGGAGCAAGGAGACUUAAUGACAGGGAGACAUGUCAGAUGCUCCGAAUCGCUUCGGGGAGAGCACGAUGACAGAACUGCACCAUUUCGCGGUAGAAAAGGUAGAGGCCCGCACAAGGGUCGGUCAUAUGACCGUUCUCGUAGAGAUCGCCAGCGAGGGGGUCACCCGGGAGGUGGCUUUGGAGGUCCUGGUCCACGGUCUAGGCUUGAAGAAAAUGAUGGCGAUGUAAACAUGAGUGACACUUCCCAGGACAACGCUAACCAACACAGAUUCAACCCAUAUGUAAGACCGCCCCGCAAAGGGGAAGGACGGUUUGAACGAGACCGGCGUCAGGGUAAAGGAGGAAGGGGUGGCAGAGGAGCAGGAGGACGUGGUGGGGGUGGCUUUAGAGAAAGAGGUGGAGCGGGUGGCAGUGGUGGAGGAAAAAACCAGUCUGGUUGGUCCAAAGUAACAAUACCACAUGGAAGAAAAUAUGACAAGAAAUGGUUAUUGUCAGCUCUUCAGAACAUCUGUUCAGUUCAGUUUUCACCUGUACAGUAUCACGUUGACCAUGACAGAGCUCAUUUCUACAUUGACGACUCCUCUGUUGCCAUUGCAUUACGUAAAUGUUCGCACAAGAUCACAGACACAGAUGGUUACAAGGUGGAGGUGCAUGUCAACUCCAGCGCCCCACCAUCUUUUCUGCUCUCUGACCUAAAGGCUGAACACCUAGAACACCUAAAGCAAUGCAUGGCAAAACGCUUUGAUGGCUCUCAGCAAGCUCUUGACCUAAACAACAUCCGGACAGAUCCAGACCUGGUGUCCCAGAAAAUCGAAGUCACCUUGAAUCGAAAGACUCACAUGGAGGCUGUAAUUACAAUAAUUGAAGAAAACAUUCCAGAGCUGACCUGCUUAAACCUAAGCAACAACCGUAUUCACAAACUGGAUGAUCUUGCUGAAUUGGCUAGAAAAGUGCCUAAUCUGAAGACUUUAAAUCUUUCCCACAAUGAGCUGAAGUCGGACAGAGAGCUGGACAAAUUGAAAGGCCUGAAGCUGGUGGAGCUGUGGUUGAACAGGAACCCUCUGUGUAACUACUUCAAGGACCAGGCUUUGUACAUCAGUGCUGUGCGACAGAGGUUUCCACGGCUUCUGAAACUGGAUGGUCAAGACCUCCCCCCACCUAUUGGAUUUGAUGUGGAAACACCCACCACCAUUCCUCCAUGCAAGGGCAGUCAUUUCGGCUCAGAAGAAAUCAAAGUUCUGAUCCUUCACUUUUUACAACAAUACUAUGGUAUAUACGACUCUGGGAACAGGCAGCCUCUCCUGGACGCUUACCAUGAUGGAGCAUCGUUGUCCCUGACAACGCCGUACUCCUCCCAGAAUCCAUCCAGGAGCAGUUUGGGAGAAUAUCUCAAAGACACUCGGAACCUGAAGAGGAUCAAAGAUCCCACGAUGAGAUUCCGUCUCUUGAAGCACACGCGUCUGAAUGUCGUGGCUUUCCUCAAUGAGUUGCCCAAAACCCAGCAUGACAUCACUUCCUUUACUAUAGACGUGAACACCUACACGAACACACUGCUGUCGUUCACCGUCAGUGGGGUCUUCAAAGAAGUCGCUGUUGAUGGUAAAUCCAGAGACUCCACUAUGGCCUUCUCUAGGGUUUUCAUCACAGUCCCAGCAGGAGGUUCUGGUUUGUGCAUCGUAAAUGACCAGCUUUUCAUUCGAAUGGCCACAACAGAAGAGAUCCGCCGAGCCUUCGUGGCUCCAGCUCCAACUCCGUCUUCCAGUCCUGUGCCAACCCUCACUGCACCGCAGCAGGAGAUGCUCACCGCCUUUUCACAGAAGUCUGGCAUGAACCUGGAAUGGUCCCAGAAGUGUUUGCAGGACAAUGAGUGGGACUUCAACAGAGCAGCACAAAUCUUUACUCAGUUAAAGACCAAAGGCCAGAUUCCAGACGUGGCUUUCAUAAAAUGAAGAAACGUGGAACAAGUCAACUGUGAAACUGAAACUUCAGCAAUGAUAUUUACGGCUUUUGUUUUAUCCUUUACUGUUGACUUUGGUUUUUUCUUUUAAAGAAUAUCAUAGAUAAUGUGAACUUUUGAAUUUGUUCUGUUUCAUCAGCCAAAUGUCAACAGUUAGACCAACAGUUGUUGUUGUUAAACAAUUGUCUGUCAUCAAAACCUCAGCUUUUGAUGGUUUGUACAGAAAAUCACUGUUUUGUAGAAAGGACAGAUGGCUACUUUUGUUUAUCCUAAUCUGUUUUAUUGUGUUUAACAAUAAAAAAAAAUAUUUUUUUCAAAAUGUUGGAGAGAUGGAACAUUUGAUCCUGGUACUCUUUGUUGCUCAAUUUGUUUUUGUCUGUUGCUGUACACAUGUUCAAAGUCACAGUUCCCAGUUCUCUGUGUAAAGGCUCAAUAGUUUUUUAGAAAGAUUUUAUUUUCUACAUGCAAAGCAUUUUGUCAACUUUGAAAUGUUGAGGUUCAGCAUGUGUUUAAGUGCUAAGAGAUACAUUUGCUUACGAUAUAAUGUACCUGGAGGACUGGGUGAUUAAAGUCCACAUGGUUUGAAGACAGGGUUCCCGUAGACAAACAAUCAUCUGUUUAUUUUCUCUUUGACUAAAUAAAUUGAGGUAACUGCUCA